Phanerochaete carnosa HHB-10118-sp is the source of this 3503-nucleotide messenger RNA. RefSeq lists its product as uncharacterized. The transcript has 18 exons. Gene Ontology annotation, molecular function: ATP hydrolysis activity; 5'-3' DNA helicase activity; RNA binding. NCBI's taxonomy places the organism in Eukaryota, Fungi, Basidiomycota, Agaricomycetes, Polyporales, Phanerochaetaceae. The coding region runs from base 6 to 2384 and encodes 792 amino acids. The record is from RefSeq and is a predicted model, not a curated record.
AGAUCAUGUCUUUCACUACCUCUACCGAUGAGAAUAUACACUCGUUCGUUGAUCGACAUCGCCAGUUACUGCUGAAGGAGCGCGAAGCUGAAAUCGAGCGUACAUCUCUGCUGCUCACCAAUUGCUCGCCUAGCCUACUCGAGCAGAAGGGCCUCGCUCUGGGCUCUUUGGGGGUGGCAAACGUCAGCGUUGGUCUUGGUGGAAAAACUUUAGUAGAACUCGAGAGGCCUACAGCGUACAGUAACACCCCAUUAUUCCCUUCACAUACGUUCAGGCCAGGAGAUCUUGCGCGCGUCGAGGAACAUGUAUCGACCAGUGGAGCGAAGAAAGUAGCGAAGACUAAGAAGCCGACCGAAACCAAGAGCUCUCGCUCCGCUGAGGGUGUCGUGUACAAGGUGUCGGAUGUCCGUAUCGUCAUCGCGAUAGAUGUCUCGGAGUCUAGUACCGAGGACCUCGACUUGCCGGACAGAUGUAGGGUCGUGAAGCUCGCGAAUAGCGUGACUUAUGAUAGGAUGGAGAAAGCGCUUGACACACUCGAAAAGGUUGCGGUUGGGCAGGCAGGUGACGGCAAGAACCUGCCUCCUUUGACACCGCUCAUGCGUAUUUUGCUCGGAAUGAGCGAACCAUCGAAGAAGUUCCCUGUACAAGAUUUGAAGUUCUUCGACGACACGCUUAAUCCUAGUCAACGUAAUGCCGUUCGGUUUGCUUUGGAGUCUUUAGAAGUGGCUUGCAUCCAUGGUCCACCAGGGACUGGCAAGACUCAUACUCUCAUUGAGGUUAUCCGCCAGAUGACGACUGUCACGUCUUCGAACCCGAAGCCUCUGCGUUUGCUUGUGUGCGGAGCGUCCAACCUUUCGGUUGACAACAUAUUGGAGCGACUGCUUGCCCUGCCACUGCCGGAGAGCGGAGAGAAGCUGAAGAUCACGCGAGUCGGACACCCGGCGCGUGUCAUGGCCAACCAGGGUGUGCUUGAUGUCACACUGGAGGUGAAGGCAGGCAAGACCGAUGCUGCGGCGUUGGCGAAGGAUGUCAAGAACGAAUUGGAAGCUGCGCUUGAUGUUCUUGCAGGUAAAGGCAAGGGUGCUAAGGGCAAAGCACCUCGUGGCUUAGAACGCAAGAAAAUGUGGGAAGAGGUACGGGCGUUGCGCAAAGAAUAUCGACAGCGAGAAAGUGGCGUUGUGGAAGGCGUGCUUAGCGAGUCUCAGGUUGUAAUCGCUACGUGUCAUUCCUCAGGAGGUCAUCAACUUAGGAAUCACGAAUUUGACGUUGUGAUAAUCGACGAGGCGACGCAAGCCCUCGAAGCUGUAUGCUGGAUACCCAUCUUCAAGGGCAAGAAGCUGAUCCUUGCUGGAGAUCCUAUGCAGUUGCCGCCGACCAUUCUGUCUGCUGAUAAGUUAAGCAAGCCUGGUAGCUCUACGAAGGAUGGAGCAAAGGUGGACACUAGCAAGAAGGUAUCUAGUGCUCCUACGCCAACAAAGUCGGCGAGAGAAGCGAAAGAGGAAGUAGACAGUUCCGAUGCGCCCCUACCGCCAAAUACGGCCAUAUCCUCUGACUCUAGUGCAGACGAGGAAGAGCUGUCCGACAACGAGGAGCAGGAGCUCAAGGCACCGCUCAAGGAGCCUACUGCGAAGAGAAAGCGUCCGCAGAGGCCUCGUUCGCUCCGUCCACCACGGUCAUUGGAGACGACCAUGUUCGACAGGCUGGAGAAGAUGUACGGACCUGACAUCAAGCGCAUGCUCAAUAUUCAGUAUCGUAUGCACGCCAAAAUUGCCGAAUUUCCCUCGAAAGUGAUGUACCACAACAAGCUCAUUUCACAUGCUUCCGUUGCCGGACAUCUGCUCAAGGAUCUUUCGAACACCGGUGCAGCAUCUGAGGACGAAGAGACUGAGCUCCUCAGCACACCCACAGUCUUCUUCGACACUGCAGGCUGCGAGUACUUUGAGCGACUCGAAGGAGACGGCGAUGAGGGUAGCCGCUGCAACGAAAACGAGGCGGUUGUGGUAAGGCGAUGUAUUGAGGAUUUAGCUAGUGUCGGGGUCUUGCCUUCACAAAUCGCAAUUAUCACCCCCUAUCAAGCCCAGGUCUCACUUCUAACAUCCAUGCUCCGUCCAAUGUACGGCCCUGACCUCGAAAUCGGCACGGUAGAUGGUAUGCAAGGGCGAGAGAAGGAUGCCGUCAUCAUUAGCCUCGUGCGUAGCAACGGCAAGCGGGAAGUCGGUUUCCUCAAGGACAAGCGCAGGCUGAAUGUGGCAAUGACCCGCGCGAAGAGGUAUCUGUGCGUUGUGGGCGAUUCAUCGACCGUGCAACAUGGCAGUCCGUUCUUAAAGAAGUGGGUUACGUGGUUAGAGCAGAACGCGGAUGUGAGGUUUGCUGGGCUUGAGUAGGGUACCUCUUCGUCUGUGAAUGCUAUUCUCGUGGGCUGUUCAAGGCGCACCCUGCGCGCUAGUUUACAUGGAAGUACAUCUUGGAUCCAGAAUUCCUUGUAUGGUGUACGGACUAUGUUUUGCGUCGCCCACGGAGUAAGUGGUCUUGCACAAUGAGAAGCAAAGCAUAAAUCGUCUCUAUCCUCGGCAUCGCAGUGCCCGUCUUCCUACCCAGCCUCACCACCUCCCCUACGACAACAUCUAGCUCCAUCGGUCGGCCCAUCUCAAUGUCAACAAGCAUGCUCGCCUUGUGCGUGCUCUCCGGAAUACAAUGCAGCCGCGAAGUGUUCUUCAGCGUUCGCGUCACAAUAUCGGGGUCGAGGCCCGGUCCUUGUCCCGUGGCAGGGAACAGGGCCGCCCCGAGAUCGUACAUCUCCGUCAUAGCAUCGUGUAGGAGCGGGAUGGUGUGCUCGCGGAUGAUCGGUGAGCGGUAAGGUAUGUCAGCCGUCGCCUUCUGUGACUCUGUCAAGCCAUCCGACGGGAUUGCGGCUUCAGAAGUGGGUGGGGCUAUACCUGGGGCACCGGGGUCCAUGUGUGGCGGCCUGAAUAUCGCUUGCAGCGGGAAGCGUGACAGCGCAGCUGCAGCACCCAACACACAGUUCCAAAAGUUUUUCGAAAACUUGAUACGCUGAAUUUCGGGGAAGACGGUCACAUCACUACCGCCUGCCUUCAGGAUGUCGGCAAACUCGCGAAGAAGGGACUCUUCUUCGGGCGUGUUCUUCGUCUGGAUUGUGGUGGGUCGGUACACCCCCAUUUGGAUACGGUCGAAGUCGCUGUGCUCGCACAAAUCGGGUGCAAGUAGGGUAGUGCCAAUCCAUACAGCUGUACUGAUAAUCCUUGGCUCCUCUGUAGCAUUGAGUUUUUUGAGUGCAUCGUACAGGUCACGUUCCACUCCAAGGCCGUUCUGCAUCAGCACAUAGGUAGGUUGGCGGUGCUUGCCGGCGUACGGCUGGGACAACAACGGGGCAAGCAAGUCUGGAGUCCUUGUCAGCUCGGGGAUGGCCUUCGUCGUGACUACCACGUGAGAAUAGGGGCGGUCUAAUGCAUGAUCCAGCUUUGAGAAUACUAGAUAUACGAAGA